This is a messenger RNA of Suillus subalutaceus, 1149 nucleotides long. Its product is annotated as ClpP crotonase. Lineage: Eukaryota; Fungi; Basidiomycota; Agaricomycetes; Boletales; Suillaceae. The record is from RefSeq and is a predicted model, not a curated record. The transcript has 11 exons. Gene Ontology annotation, biological process: fatty acid beta-oxidation. The coding region runs from base 132 to 959 and encodes 275 amino acids. Gene Ontology annotation, cellular component: peroxisomal matrix.
GGAACCGGUUGCAACCGGUUAUUCAUUCAUUCAUAGAAUUUCAUACACAUGUGUAUUCGAGACACAUUACUUACAAGGUCUCUUCAUCCCCUUGUGAUCAAAUCCUUACCUUCUUAGACACCAUCUUAACCAUGCCUGCAAGUAAAAUCUCGGUGAAUGUUUCUCAGGGCAUCGCUACGAUAACCUUGAACGAACCUCACCGUCUGAAUGCGCUGACAUCGGAAGACUAUGAUGAAUUUGCCAACUCAUUACGGGCCAUCGAUAAGAGAGAAGAUGUAGUAGCAACUGUAUGGCAAGCAAAUGGGAAGUGGUUCUGCGCUGGUACGGACGUGAAGCGACAAGGCACGAACCGUGACGUUCCGAAUCCUCCGACUCAACGCUCGAUGAGGGAUCAUCUUGUCCAUGGAGUGGUGGCUGCGAACACGGAUUGCACACACGCAAUCUAUAGUCACAGCAAAAUUCUCGUUGCGGCACUAAAUGGCCCGGUUAUGGGCAUAGCAGCUGCUUUCCUUGGCAACUUUGAUUUCAUAUACGCCGUACCAGGAGCUUGGUUGAACCUCGGCUUCCCAUUCCUGGGCAUUGCAGUGGAAGGAGGAGCUAGUGUUUCAUUUGUCAACCGCAUGGGAAUCGCCAAAGCAAACGAGGUCCUCAUUCUUAACAAGAAGAUUAGCGCGUCAGAGAUGCUUGAAUGUGGAUUCGUUAACAAGAUUUUUCCAUCGAAAUCAACAGAAGAAUUCCACUCUGCAGUUCACCAACAUCUGGAGAAGGAACUUGAUGGUCUAGUUCCUGCCUCUAUCUCCGCCAUCAAAACCCUCAUCAAAGCCGGUCUGAACGAUAAGAAUGACUUCCACGCCGUAAAUCUACGAGAGAGUUAUGCUCAAGCAGACAGAUUUAGUAGUGGAAUACCUGCUGAACGCUUCAGCAAAAUUGCCAAGAAAGAAAUCAGGCAUAAAUUGUGAUCUAUUGACCAGUGACCACGUGUAUACCUGGCUAUUUUAGUCGUAUACCCCUCCAGAAUUUGUACGCAAGGAAAUUACGAGAUGUAAUAUAUUAGCAUGACUUUUUCUCAUCUUUUGCAGUUAUUCCUGCUCUCGAGACUAUCAUGACCAACAGCCGCCUGAGUGGGUCUGCUACUGAGGACGUAGACGA